Ruditapes philippinarum (Manila clam) is the source of this 528-nucleotide messenger RNA. RefSeq names its product peroxiredoxin-6-like. NCBI's taxonomy places the organism in Eukaryota, Metazoa, Mollusca, Bivalvia, Venerida, Veneridae. Gene Ontology annotation, cellular component: mitochondrion; cytosol. The record is from RefSeq and is a predicted model, not a curated record. Gene Ontology annotation, biological process: cellular oxidant detoxification; cell redox homeostasis. Gene Ontology annotation, molecular function: peroxiredoxin activity.
GUAAAGUUGCGCAUGCCCAGCGAAGAACAGCCAUUAACGGAACGAACGUGUGUAAAGAUUUUGCAAAAUGGGAUUCAAUUUAGGCGACGAAUUUCCUAACUUUUCAGCAAAGACAACUGCUGGGGAGAUUAAAUUUCACGAUUGGAUAGGAAAGGACGGAUGGGCAAUCUUGUUCUCACACCCGGCUGAUUUCACACCAGUAUGUACAACAGAGCUGGGUAUGGUCAACAAAAUGGUGGAAAAAUUCAAGGCAUUGAAUGUCAAGCUGAUUGCAUUGUCAUGUGAUGAUGUUGAUAGUCACUCUGAAUGGACAAAGGACAUUUUAGCCUAUACUAAAGAUGCCAAAUUUGAUUUCCCCAUCAUUGCUGACCCAAAACGUGACCUUGCUGUGCAGUUUGGCAUGUUAGACCCAGUGGAGAAGGACUCGAAGGGACUUCCGCUCACCUGCAGGGCUGUUUUUAUUGUUGGUCCAGACUAUAAACUGAAGCUGUCAAUGUUAUACCCGGCUACCACUGGAAGAAAUUUUGA